This is a messenger RNA of Eublepharis macularius, 951 nucleotides long. RefSeq names its product proto-oncogene Mas-like. Bases 1 to 951 code for a protein of 316 amino acids. Gene Ontology annotation, biological process: G protein-coupled receptor signaling pathway. The record is from RefSeq and is a predicted model, not a curated record. Gene Ontology annotation, cellular component: membrane. The transcript has a single exon. Lineage: Eukaryota; Metazoa; Chordata; Lepidosauria; Squamata; Eublepharidae. Gene Ontology annotation, molecular function: G protein-coupled receptor activity.
AUGACCAAUCAGACCCUUCUGUUGCCUACAGAAUAUGUUUUAGAAUAUUAUGAUGAUUACAAUGAUACCGUAUUGAACAACAGCUCAAAAGGGAUUGUGUUCCACUAUUCCCAUGAUAUCAUCUCCAUCUUGGUUCUUUUCAUCUGCACCAGUGGUCUUGUGGGGAAUGGAAUUGUCAUCUGGCUUCUCGGCUUCCACAUUAAGAAGAAUCCUUUCACCACCUACAUCCUGAACUUGGCUGUGGCUGACUUUGGAGUCCUCAUAUCUAUCUUUUCAUUCUGUACUUCAGAGUUGUUUCCAUACAGCUUUUUCCCUUUUCUUCAGAUAAUGCAAGUGAUCUAUCAAUUCAUGCACUGCAGUGAUCAUCUUCUACUGACAGCCAUCAGCAUCGAAAGAUGUGUAUCAGCCCUCUUCCCAAUGUGGCAUCGAUGCCACCGGCCAACCUACUUGUCCACAUUUGUGUGUUCCCAAAUAUGGUGUUUCUCCAUCUUCCCCUGUGUGAUUUGUAUCACCUUUCAGAUAAUGGAGUCACAACAACAAGCCCUCAGUGCUUUCCUGUAUCAUUUAAUAGUCAUUGUUGUGCUUUGCCUCCCACUUCUCACUCUCUCCACUCUGAUAUUGCUGUUCAAAUUCUGCUGCAAAGCACAACAACCUCACCGGGGAAAGCUUUUAACUGUCAUUUUACUCACUCUCAUUUUCUUCCUCAUCUUCGCUUUUCCAAUUAAUGCUUUCGUUUUUUUCAUCCAUUAUUUUUCUAACUAUGAAUACUUCUACCUAAUCGAAUAUGGCUUCUUAUGUGCUUCUCUAAACAGUGGCAUUAACCCAGUUAUCUAUUUCCUGGUUGGGAGGAAGAAGAAGAGUCAAACAAGAGAAAGUAUGAAGGUCAUGCUCCAAAGAGUUUUCAAGGAGGAAGAGGGUAAAGAAGAACUAGAACUUGCAGAUAAAACCUAG